AUGACUACUCGUCAACUUGGAACUGUGACGUGGUUCAAUCCAAACACGGGCAGCGGCCAAAUACAAGAACUCCCUGGCCAGCAGUAUUGUUCCUUUAGCCUUUCAGAUAUUGAACAAAUUGGAGAUGAACCCAUUUUUAUUGGACCGGGACGAAUGGUCAGCUUUGAAGUUGAGAAUGAUCGGGCGGUUAAAAUCAAGGUGCUACAGACCUAG
Molecule: messenger RNA, 213 nt
Organism: Penicillium taxi
Lineage: Eukaryota; Fungi; Ascomycota; Eurotiomycetes; Eurotiales; Aspergillaceae
Exons: 1
Coding region: 1-213 (70 amino acids)
Source: RefSeq, a predicted model, not a curated record